Molecule: messenger RNA, 447 nt
Organism: Ostertagia ostertagi
Lineage: Eukaryota; Metazoa; Nematoda; Chromadorea; Rhabditida; Trichostrongylidae
Source: the annotation of a GenBank genome assembly
AUGGAAAACGAAUGCAAAUGGCCAGUGCUUCGAGGUGUUCACGAGAGUCCGCCUAUCAACACCCCUCGCUUCAGGUGCUACUACCAUCCACUACUAGUCAACACCGUUGGCAAGGUCAUUAUAGGUGAGGCCAAGAAGGUCAAAUUCGAUGAACCGAUGGAAGUCCGCCAUAACCAAAUAGUCGUGGAAUGUUAUCGUGACUCAGCACCCGAAGAGUGUGCUCUACAGGAAGGCGUUCAUAAACAUCCCUCUCUAUACCGGACCAGAAGAGGAAUCGAAAUUCGUCAAAAGCGAUCCGGAACAAACCUCGCGUUGGCGAUACUCGUUUCGCACUCAGUGUCGUUACAUCUUUCAAGAGGAGUCUGCAAAACACACCAAUUUCUCAUCGACAGCCCACGAAUUUCUCUUCGUGUUCAAUAUGUACAUCAUGAGGCUCAGUUUUUUUAA